Triticum aestivum (bread wheat) is the source of this 1266-nucleotide messenger RNA. RefSeq names its product cytosolic sulfotransferase 12-like. The record is from RefSeq and is a predicted model, not a curated record. Gene Ontology annotation, molecular function: sulfotransferase activity. Lineage: Eukaryota; Viridiplantae; Streptophyta; Magnoliopsida; Poales; Poaceae. The transcript has a single exon. Bases 34 to 870 code for a protein of 278 amino acids.
CGUCAUCCAAAAGAUAAGAAAGGAAGCCAGCCGAUGUACAAUAAUUCCAGAGAGAGGCACCAACCGCAGCUAACACAGGGAUCAAUGGCCGCGUCGGGAGACGACGACAUGGCCGAGCUCGUGAUCUCCUCGCUCCCGCUCGAGACACGGUGUCUGCCGUCCCCGCUGAGGCAGCACGGCGGCUUCUGGUUCUCGGAGCCAUUUCUCCAGGGCAUGGUGGCCGCACACGCACGGUUCAAGGCAAGGCCAUCUGACAUCCUCCUUGUUAGCUUCCCCAAGUCCGGCACCACCUGGCUCAAGGCACUCGCCCUCGCCACGCUCCACCGCACCGACCACCCGCCGCGCGGCCUCGACCACCCGCCGCGCGGCCUCGACCACCCGCUCCGCCGCCACAAUCCCCACGACUGCGUCGAGUUUCUUGAGAAGGCCUUCGCCAUGUCUUUGGCUGCGGAGGACAGCGGCGGUGACGUGCUCGCGGCGCUCCCUUCGCCGCGCCUGCUCGCCACCCACAUGCCUUACACGCACAUGCCGAAGAGCGUCACGGCGGAGGGCACCGGGUGUAAGAUCGUGUACAUCUGCCGCGACCCAAAAGACGCGCUCGUCUCCAUGUGGCAAUUCACCAAGAAGAGAUUGGCAUUCGCCGUGGCGGCUCUAGAUGAUCCACCGAAGCCAUACACAAUCGAUGAGAUGUUCGAGCUCUUCUGCGACGGCAGAUGCACCUGCGGCCCGCAAUGGCACCACAUCCUCGGCUACUGGGAGGCGAGCCGGAGGCAGCCGGAGAAGGUGCUCUUCCUCCGGUACGAGGAGAUGCUCCUGGACCCGGUGGGCAACGUGAGGAAGCUGGCAGAGUUCAUGGGGUGCGCGUUCUAGGGCGACGAAGAGGCAGCGGGGGUCCUGUUCGAAGAAAAUGAGCUAGCAAGCUCCAAAUCCUUGAAUCGGUCAAUGAGUGUUCCCUCUACUCCGAACACUGCGUCAUGUGUGAGUUUUUUUUUUUUUUUUUUUUGCGGUUGCGUCAUAUGUGAGUUAUAUGCUCGUCUAUUUUACUCUCGCAUUAGACUCUGUUUCCCAUGUCCGCCUUGAUUUGAGCUUGUCUAUGGAAUCGCGUGGAUUUGGUACCUGCGUAUCUUACUUUCAGAUUAGACGAAUUUGUUUAAUCCGAGGUAAAAGAGUUCGUAGUUAAGCGACUAUAGUUGAUUAAGAAUAGGCGAUAGGAUUUUCUUCGUAUGCUUCAUUGGGAUAUCACUCGUGGUUUUAUACUGAAUGAGU